Aspergillus ruber CBS 135680 is the source of this 1177-nucleotide messenger RNA. Its product is annotated as flavin reductase family protein. NCBI's taxonomy places the organism in Eukaryota, Fungi, Ascomycota, Eurotiomycetes, Eurotiales, Aspergillaceae. The transcript is spliced from 2 exons. Gene Ontology annotation, molecular function: riboflavin reductase (NADPH) activity; FMN binding. Bases 198 to 1007 code for a protein of 269 amino acids. The record is from RefSeq and is a predicted model, not a curated record.
CUCAGAGAUGUCAUACAAAUACUACUACUAUUGUCUAUAACGACGACGAUGGUUGUCAAUUGAGCGGACUCUUCUUUACCAUUAUCUUCUUUGUCCUCAUGAUGACUUGGGAGGGCUUUUACAGUCUCUUCAGUGAUUCUAUCCACUCGCCCACCAUUUCCUGAGUUUCUUCGAGCUCCUCCGCUACCACCGGCGGUAUGAAGCUCUUUGCAUACUCUCAAUCGGGACUCUUAACGGGCCAGGCAAUUGCACAGUUGAAUGCGCCGCAAUGUCUCACCAGCCUUCCCCGCCAUCCCGCCGUUCAAUUCGGACUCGGGUUCAAUCGACCUGUGCAACCAUGCCAGCGUAGAACCCUCGCUGACACUCCCAAACCCUCCCUACCAGACCAAAUCCGCCUGCUCAUGCGCCGAGUCCCCUACCCCGUCGCCAUCAUAACAGCCACAGACCCGCACACCCACAACCACAAAGACACCCAAAUCGAACACUCCUACCGCGGCAUGACAGUCUCCUCCUUUAGCACCGUAACCCUACACCCCGAGCCCGUGGUCUCGUUCAACGUGAAACGACCAUCCGAAACGCUCAAUGCACUACUCUCCUCCGGACGGUUCCUCGUGCAUCUACUGGCACCCGCAAAACCAACAGCGGAUUUGGCAAGGGAUUUCUCGAUGGGAAAUCAUAAUCUGUCGAUUUUGGACGGGGAGAGUGAUUUUGGAUUUGCUGCGCAUGCGCAAACUGGGAAUGAGAAGGAGAGUGAGAGGCCUCUUCCGCUGCUGCGGAGGAGGGUGGAGAGUCGGGGCAUCGUAGAUUUCCCGUUUGUUUUUGAGUGUAGGCUUCUACCGCAGCAGAUAGAGGUGUUCGAUCACACGAUUGUUUUAGGUCGUGUUGUGGAUACGAUUCUGCAGUGUCCGUUAGAUGCUGAGGUCAAAGGUCAAACUGACUCUGGUGAACUGUGCUUGACGUAUGCUAAUACCAAGUUCUGGGAGAUGGGUCAUGAGAUCAAGGGAUGACACAUGAUUGCCCUUUAUUAACGAAUGGUGUGCCCUGAGAUGUCGACAUGGCCACCUCAUUGCUGGCAUUUGUAUAAUAGAAAGAUUAAUAGUCGUUUGUAUAUACAAGUCUGGAACUUUAAUCCAUCUACGCCUUCUAUUCAUACAACACCAACACCACAGAUAGCAAG